AGGCCUAUUCGAGAAGGUGAAUUUUGUUACGUCAGCGAAAACGCUGUGUAGAUCUUUUGGAGUGUUGGAAGUCACGCGACAAGGUGGUAAACGUGAGCCUUUGGAUAAAGCCGUAGCGUUUCAAAUAGAUCUCAUACCCAAAACCUAAUGGCCAAUGAUGCAUUGGAAUCUGUGUCACCAAACAAUGAAUUUGAUAUACAUAUUAGACAAAAGGAUGAACAUUAUCGACUGGAGAGGACAUCUGGCUGUUUAGGUGGAUUGUUAUCAAGUGGUACUUGUCUUGAAAUCAGAGGACUGUUUACUCUUGCAUGGCCCACUGUGUUUUCUUAUUUUUUCUACCAUUUGAUCUCCAUGAUAACCCUGUUUUUUGCGGGACGUCUUGGAGAAGUUGAACUAGCAGCAGGGACAUUAGCUAUUUCAUUUGUCAAUGUCACGGGACCAUCUUUGUUCACUGGUUUGUCUUCAGCUUUGGAGACAUUAGGCUCACAAGCCAUUGGAGCCAAGAACUAUCGCAUGGCAGGCAUCGCAUUUCAGAGAGGGAUUUGGAUAUUGGGUAUUGCAUGUAUAUUAACCUGGGCACUCUGGAUCAAUGCUGAACUGCUGUUGCUGAGGGUAGAACAGAAAAGAAAUGUUUCCCACCUAACACAGGAGUUUACCCUUACAUGCAUUCCUGCUUCAAUAGCUAUCUUCAUGUUCUUUCUAUUACAAAGAUAUCUUCAGACCCAGGGUGUUGUGAAACCAAUUCUUUAUGUUGGUGCUGUCUCCAAUGCUAUUCAGAUUGGCUUGAGUGCAUUGAUGGUAUAUGUCCUCAAAUGGGGUUUCAGAGGGAUUGCCAUCAGCUGGUCUUUUACCAAUGUGAUUCUAUUUUUGUUGACCUUUGUUUAUAUGAAGGUUAUGAAGUUGGAUGCAAAAACAUGGCCAGGCUGGACCAUAGAAAGUCUGUUAGACUGGGGACAGUUUAUCAAGCUUGCUGUGGCUGGAAUGGUGAUGAUUUGUAUUGAGUGGUGGAGUUUUGAAAUAGGAUCAUUUCUUGCAGGGUCGUAUGGUGAGUACCAACUGGCCACAUAUGGGGUAAUUUUCCAGUGGGCCGCAUUUCAUUUUAUGAUUCCUCUUGGAAUAAGCAUUGCCGCUGGUGUCCGUGUUGGAAAUGCUUUGGGUGCCGGCGACCCAGCUGCGGCAAAAAGGACAGCGAAAGUGGCCAUUGGACUUAUCGUCUGUAUAGAUCUUGUUGUGUUUGCCAUUUUCUUUGGACUGCAAGACAUGACUGGAAGAGUGUUUACCGAUAACAGCGAAGUGUUGUCAUUAUACACAAAGAAUAUUCGCUUCAUGUCUGCCUACUUUCUCUUUGAUGGAGUCCAGGGUGUUUGCAGUGGUAUUGUCCGAGGAUCAGGCCGGCAGACGAUAGGAGUACUGAUAAAUUUUGUUGCUUAUUGCUGUAUUGGGCUUCCUUGUGGGAUAACGUUGAUGUUUUUAGUCUUCCAUGAAAUUACAGGUCUCUGGAUAGGCUUGGGGGUUGGAGUCGUAUCUCAGGCGUCUUUAUAUGUGAUUCUACUGUGGAGAACAGACUGGGAGAGGCAAGCAAAGCUGGCGAAAGAACGAACAGCAAUCAAGUCAGCGUUGUACAAUGUAUCAGAGACUUGGAUAAAUGUAGAAGUCAGCAGAAGAGAAAGAGGUAGUGGUGUUAUAUCAAGGGUGUGGUUAGGAGGUGAAAAGGGGGUCCUAGGAUGCUUGUAACUUCUCUGUGAUAAUUAUUCAAAUCAGUUCAGCUUAAACUGCCCCAAAUGCUGAAAAGACGUCACCUCCUCACGGCAUAUGAUGUGAAGUGUUAGCGCCAACGGGCCCAUCGUUUGCAGGAGCUCAUUUAUUUCCGCGUGACGUGAAACGCCCAGGAAUUUUUCAUCAGUUCUGAUGGUUUUCACGGCUAACGGUUAAAAAUUUUGACCAUUUUACGGCUAACGGUUGACCUCAUUGAGAUUCUCGGGUAGUGGAGAACCAUCGAUAAUAACCGUGUUCCUAAUUCUGACCCUUGAUAUGAUGUAAAACGGAAAGAUUAUCUGCUUGUUUUCUUCCUUUUUUCAUUAGAUGCGAU
Molecule: messenger RNA, 2089 nt
Organism: Pocillopora verrucosa
Lineage: Eukaryota; Metazoa; Cnidaria; Anthozoa; Scleractinia; Pocilloporidae
Source: RefSeq, a predicted model, not a curated record